GAUGCCUUCAUUUACACAACCCAGCGCAAAAUGGCAAUUCUUUUCUCUAAAAUUUUGCGCCAUGCUACAGCGACAACGGGACAUGGAAAGCUAUUAUUUUCUCUUUUAACACCGCAUACCACACUCGUCAACAACAUAGUAGCGAAACAGGCUACUGUACCAGGUUCCGAGGGUUACUUUACGGUAACAAAGGGCCAUGCUGCAAUGUUAACUGUACUCAAGCCAGGAGUAGUAUCUGUGGUAGCUGAAGAAACUGGUGAAGUGUCUAAAUACUUUUUGUCCUCUGGGUUUUUCAAAAUAGCGCACGUUGACGGCAACAGUGUUGCCGAGGUAUCAGGCGUGGAAGCCGUGCCUUUGGAUCAUCUGGACAAAGAGAGAACUACACAAGUGCUUCAGGAAUUGCUAGCAGAAGGACACGGAUCUAACGACCCUUGGAUCAAAGCAAAAACAAUGCUUGGGCAGGAUCUUUGCGCCUCCAUUCUUAAGGCGGUAUAAUCGCACUGUUACAAGUUUUGACGAUGGAGUGACUCGGCUUGUUGUGAAUUGCCCUGAAAAUCUAUUAACAGAAGAACGAAAAAGAGUUGUGUGGACAUGUUAUCCAGCGAUGUAAAUUACAUACCUUGAGACAUAACUUAGGGUCAGCGAGAAGACGAUAGGCAGGUGAUAUGUUCGGUUGAUUACCCGUUAUUUUUGCCAAAAGUGCAGCCUUUUCCUCUGGAGUUUUAACAUCAUCAUCAGCCUUCUUAACUGUAGUACUUGGAGCUGGUGACUCUACUGCAGUUUUAACACCGCAAACAUCUGGGUCGGCAGCUGGUAUCUUGACUACACCUUCC
This is a messenger RNA of Babesia bovis T2Bo, 833 nucleotides long. Its product is annotated as ATP synthase Delta/Epsilon chain beta-sandwich domain family protein. The record is from RefSeq and is a predicted model, not a curated record. NCBI's taxonomy places the organism in Eukaryota, Apicomplexa, Aconoidasida, Piroplasmida, Babesiidae. Gene Ontology annotation, biological process: proton motive force-driven ATP synthesis. The transcript has 3 exons. Gene Ontology annotation, molecular function: proton-transporting ATP synthase activity, rotational mechanism. Bases 31 to 495 code for a protein of 154 amino acids.